Arachis ipaensis is the source of this 817-nucleotide messenger RNA. The record is from RefSeq and is a predicted model, not a curated record. NCBI's taxonomy places the organism in Eukaryota, Viridiplantae, Streptophyta, Magnoliopsida, Fabales, Fabaceae.
AUGGCAAAACUUAUUAUUACUAUUUUAGAGAUAUAUAAUUAUCCACCUUCAAAAGAAAACUUAUUUGAAAGGACAGUUGAGACAAAUUUGGCUGAGAAGCUAAAAAACAGAAAAGAGGUAUAUGAUCAUUUAUCAAAGUCUAUAUACUUAGUUGCUGUGGGGAGCAAUGACUAUAUCAACAACUACCUUGCAACCAAGUAUUAUGACACUAGCAAGCUCUACCAGCCUCGCAUCUUUGCUCAACUCCUCAUUCACAAGCUCUCCGAACAAUUUCAGAGAUUGUACAAGUUGGGAGCUAGGAAGAUAGUGAUGUUUGGAAUUGGACCAAUAGGGUGCACCCCACCAAUCUCAAAAACACAAUUACACAAAGGUGAUUGCUUGGAGGAAACAAACCAAAUUGUGUCAUACUUCAAUCAGAGGCUUCCUUCAUUGCUAAGCAAUCUCACAUUCACUCUUCCACACUCCUCCUUUGUUCUUGGUCAUGCCUAUUCCAUACUUGAUGCAUUCACAAAUCCUUCCACUUAUGGUCUAACGGAUGCAAAAAGUCCAUGUUGCAAUGCUUGGGAAAAUGGAACUGCAGCUUGUAUCCCAUUGACAAAACCAUGCAUGAACCCAUUUGAACAUUUCUUUUGGGAUGGUUAUCAUCUUACAGAGGCAAUGUAUUCUUACAUAGCUUCUGCAUGUCUAAAUGGUAAUAAGGUCUGUACACCACUCAAUAUUCAAGAGCUUGUCAAAUUGUAACUUAAUUGUGAGAGAUAUCAUGUACUUUAAUUUCUCUUAUCCUUAAUAAUGUUUAAUUUUUAUGAUAUAAAUUAAA